AUGAGCUCAAAUAAUCUUAAUAUUGAUAGUGAGUGUAACGUUGAUGGGGAUGUAGAUAAUACGAUAAGCUUGCAACAGUUAAGUCGAGGUUAUGCCAAUCCUCAAGCCAUUAUCAUCGCUCUCUCUAACUCCAGUCAUAUCUUGUCACUAAUAUCCUCAAUUCAACAGACAUACAACGUGCAUCCAAAAUUUAGGAGAGGUCUUGUGGUUUAUCUUAUCAAUUCUUUAUUUGACAAGCAUGUUGAACAAGAGAUGUCGCCAGGACUAUCAUUGAUCAUGCAACAAGAAACCCGGUUUUCUGUAAGCUACAUUUCUCAUAUUCCCUCUGUUAACAGCCAGAAAACCAUCAUUUCAGAGUUUAGAAAAGGCAUUCUUCAGCAUUUACCAGAAAAUUCACCACAUGACAGUCUUUACUUGCAAAAAAUAUUAGAGGGUUAUUAUGUAGGAAAGAUGAUUGCUGGGCUUGUUGAUUUGCAAUCAAAGCCAUCAUUUACAGCACUUGACUUUCUAAAUUCCAUUUAUUCCAUUUCCUCGUUCACUGUCAGCAAUGUGACAUUUGGCGCUUUUAAAGAACGUUGCAACUUGGGUCUUCGUGAAAAUUAUAUUUACUCGUUCAAUGCUUCUUCCGCCUUGUUCGAAGAAAUCUAUGUCAAAACGUAUGAUAUGGAGAGUUGCGGCUUGUUACGUUAUGAGAAUUCGAAAAGGAACUCUAUUUCUUCUGUUUCCAAAGAUGCCAUACAACAACCGUUGGUGCUGGUGAGGCUAAUUCCGUUUGAAGAAAACGAAAGUUUACCACGGAAUACCUUAACAUUAUUAUCGAAUGUUUACGAUUCAUCUGAUGAGUAUGUGAAAGGAUUGCAGUAUUUCAUCAACAUUUAUAAUACCAAACCACGUACUCACCAAUUUCAACAAAUUAGACUCCAUACUGAGUACUAUGGGUUAAGGCAAGGCAAGUACUCACUUGAGGCGAAGAUGAAGGCCAUGAUUGAAAAGCAAGGCGUUUUUGCAUUUGUAGGAACAGUAUUAACGUUAAACACAUCAUAUCCUGAUAUUAAUUCCCUGUUGAAGGCCUAUAAUGUGCCAAUGCUCACUUUAUCACAAUCUCUCGAGCUGAGAAGCCCCUACUCAAAAUAUUUUAUCAAUUUAAGGCCUUCUAUUUUAGAUGAAACAGCAUCAAUGAUCAAUUAUUUCCAAACAUUUGGAUCCAUUGCUAUUGUGUAUGCAAAUACCUUUGAAUGGACAAAUAAUGCUAUUCCAACCAUCACUCAAUACUGUUAUGCAAAUGAUUUUAGUGUUGUCAUGCAACCAUUUAACGAUAUGAAAGAUUUACAAAACAUCCUUACUAAGAUAGAACCAAAAUCAAUUAUUGUUUUGGGAUCAGACAAAGAUGUGGAAACAGCUCUUAAAGCUGUAGGAGAUUCUUCUUCAUAUAUAAGAAAUAUAGGUUUUUUAUCUGGAUCAUAUACACCAACACUUCAAUUACAAAUGCAGCAGAUUCUUUAUAGAAUAUCAAACAAAUAUUUGUAUCUUCCUACUCUCACAACGACUCCAAAGAUUGACAACGAUGUUUGUGCGCAAGAUUCUUCGUAUAGCAGCCAGCAAAACAUGAAGACAUUUCUUUCUUACUAUAAACAAAGCAACCCUGACCUCCAUACCUUAGAAGGAUUUUUAACGGGCUACUUUAUUGAAACAUUAUUAGAAAGAGCUUAUCAAUUAUCAACCACAGUAACGACGAACGAUUUUAUAACAACUAUUUUCAGUGGUCGCACUUUCAAUUUGAUGGAGCUCAUGGAAGUUGGGCCUUUUGGGCUGGAAUGCAGUUCGAAACAAAUCUCAUCAUGGAAUUUUUCUGUAGCUGAUGGCUGUUCCGAAUCAACCAACAAUGUAGACUCCUGUGAUUGCAAUCAAGGUCCAAGAAGAGUAUUGUUAACAAGAUUGACAUUAACCAACGAUUCUAUUUUAUACAAUGAUGUUAAUUUUGAGUUCACUUUUGACACAUGUGGAGUUAAAAUUAUUUACCCAAUACUUACCAAAGGUCAAAUAGCUGGAAUUUGCAUUGCAGGUGUCUGUAUUAUUUGUUUUAUAAUUUUUGUAAUUCUAAUUUGCUACAAAUGUUGUGGAAGAACGGAGAAUACAAAGUAUGCACCACAGACGGGCAACAUAACUUGUGGCUUUACAGACAUUCAAAAUUCUACUGUCUUAUGGGAACAAAAUGAAAAAGGCAUGAGGGAAGCGCUAAUCAUUCACAACGAUAUUCUGAGAAAAUUAUUAGAGACCUAUCGAGGAUAUGAAGUAAAAACUCACGGAGACAGCUUUUAUGUAGCAUUUGCAGAUGCAGUGGACGCAUUAGAUUGGUCCAUUGCUGUCCAACAUGCAUUGCUUGACGCAGAAUGGCCCUCCAGUCUCACGCAAAUGUGGGAUUGUAGAACAGAGUGGGAUUUGGAAACAAAACAAAAAGUAUGGAAUGGAAUUCGAGUAAGGAUAGGUUUGCAUUUUGGUCAUGCGGAUCGAAUCUUCGAUAAAACCAUGCACAGACCUGAUUAUUUUGGAACAACCGUGAACAUGGCCAGUAGAAUUGAAAAUUCUGCCUAUGGUGGUCAAGUACUGAUUUCAGAGGAAAUGUUUUUAGAGUUGUGGAAGCGAUUAGGUGUUGACAUGUUUAAGCAUGUUAUCUUUCAAGAUUACAAUUUGCAGAGCUACGUAGAAGAGAUUAAAACUAAAAUCUUGAUGGAGACCAAUGAUGCCUUAUCAGACGUUAGAUCUAGCAUGACAUUAGACCUCAAAUCACUCCCAUUAAGCACAAAUCACACCAUGGAUUUCCGUGCAAGCAUAUCAUCAUUAUCAUCCUCCAUGGCACGAAAGAGACAUGUAUCAAGACCAAAGUAUACUUGCCAUGAUUUAGGAGAAUUCAGACUCAAAGGAUUACAACACAUGGCGAGACUUUUUGAAGUCAAAUCAGAUCGUACCAACAAGAGAGAAUUUCCAGCUAUUUUACGUAACCUUGAAAAAGAUCCUUCUGUUAUGAGCAUUCUUUCAGAAGGAUCGUCUGUCGAGACUACCCAUCUGAGAGCUCAUAAAUUCAACAAUAAGGUCAUUCCCAUCGUUGAAUAG
Messenger RNA from Naegleria lovaniensis, 3111 nucleotides. RefSeq lists its product as uncharacterized. The transcript has a single exon. The coding region runs from base 1 to 3111 and encodes 1036 amino acids. NCBI's taxonomy places the organism in Eukaryota, Heterolobosea, Eutetramitea, Acrasida, Naegleriidae. The record is from RefSeq and is a predicted model, not a curated record. Gene Ontology annotation, biological process: intracellular signal transduction; cyclic nucleotide biosynthetic process.